AUGCCUGCGAUCGAACAAGAUGCGCCCGCGACCAUCGCGCCCCAAAAGUCAACUCCGACUUUCGACCCCAAGGAUGUGACCGUCAUCUUCGUUCUCGGAGGCCCUGGCGCCGGCAAGGGCACUCAGUGCUCCAAGCUUGUUUCGGACCACGGCUUCUGUCAUCUGUCAGCUGGUGAUCUCUUGCGCGCCGAACAGGAAAGACCAGGUUCGCAAUAUGGAGAUCUCAUCAAGGACUAUAUUCGAAACGGCCUCAUUGUUCCCAUGGAGGUGACUAUUGCUCUCCUCGAGAACGCCAUGGCCGCCGACCUCAAGGCAAAGGAUUCGCAAAAGGGGCGCUUCCUCAUUGACGGCUUCCCUCGCAAGAUGGACCAGGCAGUCAAGUUUGAAGAGACUGUCUGUCCCGCCAAGCUAGUCCUUUUCUUCGAUUGCCCGGAGGACGUCAUGGAGUCUCGUCUUCUCGAGCGUGGAAAGACCAGCGGUCGUGACGAUGACAACGCCGAGAGUAUCCGCAAGCGAUUCCGUACCUUCAUCGAGACCAGCAUGCCUGUCGUCAACCGCUUUGAGGAGGUUGGCAAGGUUCUCAAGCUUGAUGCUACCCCUCCUCCUGACGAGGUCUAUGCCAACACUGAAAAGGCCCUCGCUGAGAGGUUGGGCCCUGACUUUUAG
Molecule: messenger RNA, 666 nt
Organism: Fusarium proliferatum ET1
Lineage: Eukaryota; Fungi; Ascomycota; Sordariomycetes; Hypocreales; Nectriaceae
Product: putative uridine-monophosphate kinase (UMP-CMP kinase)
Exons: 1
Coding region: 1-666 (221 amino acids)
Biological process (GO): UDP biosynthetic process; 'de novo' pyrimidine nucleobase biosynthetic process; CDP biosynthetic process
Cellular component (GO): cytoplasm; nucleus
Molecular function (GO): UMP kinase activity; ATP binding
Source: RefSeq, a predicted model, not a curated record